Rhipicephalus sanguineus (brown dog tick) is the source of this 1850-nucleotide messenger RNA. RefSeq lists its product as uncharacterized. The record is from RefSeq and is a predicted model, not a curated record. Gene Ontology annotation, biological process: negative regulation of chemokine activity. Gene Ontology annotation, molecular function: C-C chemokine binding. The transcript has 16 exons. The coding region runs from base 28 to 1611 and encodes 527 amino acids. NCBI's taxonomy places the organism in Eukaryota, Metazoa, Arthropoda, Arachnida, Ixodida, Ixodidae.
CGGCGAGGAUCGAAGUGCAGAGAAGUGAUGCGUAAAGCAUUUUCUUGUGGCACUGCGACAGCUGGAGCUUGGAUUUUAUCAUGCGCAUUCUUCCUAAGUUUACUGCCCGUAUGUGUCAACACUGACCUAGAAGAGGACGACAGUGACGAAAACACUGAUCCGCCAACAUUGGGCGAAGGAGCACCUGCAUCAGGAGGGCCGAAAGCCACUUCGAGAUCGUGUCAAGUUCCGUCCAUUGAUAUUGGAAAAAAUGUGUUCGUGGCGAGCACGUGCUCAUGCUCCGUUAGAGGAAGAGAACCUACUGAUGACUAUGACGAUUCCUACGAGGACGAUGCAGAGCCAGAGAUCUCGGCCAGGAGUGCCCAGGCAACGAGUAAAGCCGAAGUGGAAUCGUGUGAUAUGUCUGUCACCAGUGGCAACGAAAGCUUCGUCCAGCCGACAGAAUCCCCUGUCCCGACGGAAACUACCCCACAAGGUGGAAUUCUUGCCAAGAACGGCAGCGUCGAAAAUGGAACGCCAUGCCUGGCCGCUAUAAAAAACAACGGAAAAAACGGAGAUAAUAUAGCAGUUGGCCUUUGUCUCAACGGUAAAUGCGACAACAAGAACGUCACGUUUUACGACUUACCACGACCUGUGCACGAUCCCUACAUCUACCACUGCAAGGUGAACACAACGUUUAUAAAUACAAAGCUUCAAGUCGCCGUUGGAUGCAUCGCGCGUUGUUAUGAUUUUAUGAAUAAAACCUGGAACGAAACGAAGCUCGACGACGGACGCCUGUGCGCGCUACCGAAAGAAAGCCACGAUAACAAAUACGUCAACAGAACCGGAGUCUGUCGCAACGGGACCUGUGUCACAGCAGAUUUCACACCGUGGACUCAUCCGAAUGGUUGUGUAGACGCAACUACGAGGAGGAACGGAAAGGUCCUGGCUGUAAGGUGUACUGAUUAUUGCAAAAAUAAAACAACGCAAGAACUACCGGAUGGAACUCCUUGUCUGCUCAAUCACGAAAGGAAGGUACACGUUCCCACUGUUCGUGACCUCAUUGUCGAGGGUAUUUGCAAGAAUGGUCAUUGCAUUAUAAAACCGCCCGCUAUUCCCGUGGUGAUGAUUCACAUUCCCGAAGAAGGAUGCGAUAAUUUCGUCUCAUCCGUCAGCUAUACCAAAAAGGUCCAAACGACAUGCUCCUUAUGGUGCCCACAUCGGAAGACAAAAGCUGUGAAACGGGGAACCGAGUGCGCACUAGAGACGACUGGCAGAUGGUGGCGAAGAGUCACCAAAGUCGGUCAAUGCCUUGAUGACACAUGCGUCGAUAGAGCACCAGACUUUCCACCGCCGCACAAACUGAAGAGCUCAGAAUUGUUCAACUGCAAGAUUUUUGAUUACCUGACCGUCAUACCUGCCCGUCUCGUCGUGGUGGCUUCUUGUCAAGUUGAAUGCGGCUACAGUAAGUUCGAACAUCGUGCGGAUGGUGUCAAAUGCUUGCUGGAGUACAGUGCUGCAUCGGGUAAGAAGAAAUCAAAGAAAGGAACGGGCGUGUACAGAGUCGGCGUUUGCAAGAAUGGCUACUGUACUGUCGGGAAGCACUCGAUGAACAUCACAACCAAUGACUGAGCGGUGUGCAAGCCGGUUAGUGCGAUGGUAAAAUGCAGAAGUUUGAAACCUAAAACAUCUUGGUCCUGGUGCAUUCGCCUGCGGCUGCAGUGCAAGAAAGACUAGCGGUUAAUGUAGACCAGCCUCCAAGUGAAACUGCGGACGUCGGUGGUAAUGAAUAUUUUGCAGUCAGGAAGAAGAAGAGGGUCCUCACGUUCUUCAUUUACGAAUCGGCUGCUUUGAAUAAAUAUUUUCCUCGA